Messenger RNA from Penicillium malachiteum, 1020 nucleotides. RefSeq lists its product as uncharacterized. Bases 1 to 1020 code for a protein of 339 amino acids. The record is from RefSeq and is a predicted model, not a curated record. The transcript has a single exon. Lineage: Eukaryota; Fungi; Ascomycota; Eurotiomycetes; Eurotiales; Aspergillaceae.
AUGGCUCCCGACCCUCGAUACAAGCUCUCUGACGAGCAGAUCGCUCACUUCAUGCAAUAUGGCUACGUUCGUGUCCCCGAGUGCUUUUCCCGAGAGAAGGCAGCAGCAUGGACCGCCGAUGUAUGGACCAGACUGGGAUUCUCCCCAACAGACAAGGCCACCUGGACGACCGAGUGUACUCAUAUGCCCGAACACAAGGAAGAACCUGUGAAAACAUUUGCACCCAAGGCGUGGGCUGCCAUCUGUGAGCUCCUGGGCGGCAAGCAUCGCAUUGAUCCAGAUUCAGCUACCUGGAACGACGCAUUCAUUGUGAACCUGGGUACUCCUGAAAUGGAAGGGAAAUGGCCUCAUCCAUCUGAGCUAGAAGGGUGGCAUGUUGACGGAGACUUUUUCAUUCAUUUUCUUGAUUCGCCGGAGCAAGGACUGCUGGUCAUUCCUUUGUUCAAUGACAUCCAGGAACAUGGAGGAGGGACCAUGAUUUGUACUGAGUCUGUGAAACAUGUGGCUCGGUUUCUGGUAAGGGAUAUUCUGUUUGACCAUUUUGGCUCUUCAGCUUGUUUGUUUUUGCUUCUUCGGGCUAUCGCUAACACAAUCAUUUCCAAGUACGACAAUCCUCGAGGUGUUUCACCGUAUAUGGUGCCCCGCGGCUUCAAGUUCCGCAAACCAACAGUUGACUUCUACGAUUCGAUUCUGGAGAAAUGUACCGAAUUCCAUGAAAUGACUGGCAGUGUUGGCGAUGUGAUCCUCCUCCAUCCAUUGAUGGUGCACUCUCAAUCCGUCAACAGUCUCAGAAUUCCACGGAUCAUCACUAACCCUCCUGUAUCGCUCAAAAAGCCAUUUAAUUUCGAUCGCAAAGAUCCCGGUCGGUUUAGUAUAGUUGAAAGGAAGACACUUCAAGAUCUUGGAACAGAUCGAUUGCGAGGCUGGAAGAUUAAAGGGGGUCGAGAGUUGGUGGUUCCAGAACGAGUGAAAGAACACGAAGAGAUGAAGGAACAGGAGCUCGGAAGACUGAAUGUGUGA